CCGUCUCACUCGCUCUCAUGAGCUCCGCGCGGCCGAACGGUUCAAUGACUCUACCGACCAGUUUCUAUUUUCUCUCUGGUUCUGUCGUCGGGUCGGCCUGCAAGCCGCAAGGGGUCUUUGUUUGCGUUUCACGUUCGCGUCGCACGGUAUAGUCAGCGGCCGCGGCUCCAUCGUAUCGUAUCCGAGACGGAAUGUGCCCUCAUAAGUGGAAGUGCGGGUCUCGCUCCUCUCGGUGUAUGUGAGAUGUGGUACAGAGUGCCGGAGUGGCGCCGUCGUCGAGUGCAAGCUGUGGCGGUGCAAGUGCAGUGAAGUGCAGUGUGCGUGGUGCGUGCGCGUGCAGCGAGCGGCUCGGCCCGGCCACGGCGAGCGAGCGCGGAGGCGGAGGCGGCGGUGGCGGGACCCGCGCGGCCAUGACCGGUGACAUGCCUCUGGGGAGCGCGCACGCGUUCGGGCGGGCGCUGCUGCGAGACGGGGCGCUGCCGCCGCUGGAGCCCGGGCCGCCGGCGCCGCCCGCUGCUGCCGCGCAGCCGCCCGACAAGCGGCCGCCGGCGGCAGCGGCCAGCCCCGAACAGGUCAUGAAACUCUACAUGAACAAACUGACCCCUUACGAACACCGCGAGAUUUUUGAUUACCCCCAAGUGUACUUCAUAGGCGCCAACGCGAAGAAGCGCCCGGGACUGGUAGGCUUCCCGAACAAUUGUGAAUACGACAACGAACAGGGCUCUUACAUACACAUCCCGCACGAUCACAUCGCGUACCGGUACGAGGUGUUGAAGGUGAUCGGGAAGGGCAGCUUCGGCCAGGUGAUGAAGGCCUAUGAUCACAAGAAGAGAGAGAAUUGCGCGCUGAAGAUGGUGCGCAACGAGAAACGCUUCCACAGACAGGCUCAGGAGGAGAUUCGCAUAUUGGAGCACCUCAGAGAGCAGGAUAAAGACAACACAAUGAACGUUAUCCAUAUGUUCGACUCCUUCACCUUCCGCAACCACACUUGCAUCACAUUCGAGCUGCUCUCGAUAAACUUAUACGAGUUGAUACGAAAAAACAAGUUCCAAGGUUUUUCCUUGCAGCUUGUCCGCAAGUUUUCGCACAGUCUCCUGCAGUGUCUUCAUGCUCUAAACAAGAACAGGAUCAUACACUGCGACAUGAAGCCCGAGAACGUUCUGCUGAAGCAACAGGGACGCUCCGGAAUCAAGGUCAUAGACUUCGGAAGCUCCUGUUACGAGCACCAGCGUGUGUACACGUACAUCCAGUCGAGGUUCUACCGGGCGCCCGAGGUGAUGAUGGGCGCGAGGUACGGCAUGCCCAUCGACAUGUGGUCGCUGGGCUGCAUACUGGCGGAGCUGCUUACAGGGUUCCCUCUGCUCCCCGGCGAGGAUGAGGCGGAUCAGAUGGCCUGCAUCAUCGAGCUGCUGGGCAUGCCGCCGCAGAAGCUCAUCGAGCAGGGCAAGAGGUCCAAGAACUUCAUCAGCAGCAAGGGCCUGCCGCGGUAUUGCACCGCCAAUACCAUGUCGGACGGUUCCACGGUGCUCGUCGGAGGUAUGUCUAGAAGAGGCAAGCCCCGAGGCCUACCCGGCUCGAAAACGUUCGUCACAGCCCUCAAGGGAUGUCAAGACAAAUUCUUUAUUGAUUUCAUUAGGAGAUGCCUAGAAUGGGACCCGGACAAGCGGCUGACGCCGGCGGCGGCGCUGCGGCACGCGUGGCUGCGCCGGCGCCUGCCGCGGCCGCCGCACGAGGACGACGCCAACCACGUUAGUAUCGCGCACCACCCCGCGCACGCCACACCCAAACGGCUCGACAAAUAG
This is a messenger RNA of Cydia fagiglandana, 1802 nucleotides long. RefSeq names its product dual specificity tyrosine-phosphorylation-regulated kinase 2 (gene Dyrk3). Gene Ontology annotation, cellular component: cytoplasm; cytoskeleton; nucleus. Bases 411 to 1802 code for a protein of 463 amino acids. Gene Ontology annotation, molecular function: ATP binding; protein serine/threonine/tyrosine kinase activity; protein serine/threonine kinase activity. NCBI's taxonomy places the organism in Eukaryota, Metazoa, Arthropoda, Insecta, Lepidoptera, Tortricidae. Gene Ontology annotation, biological process: peptidyl-threonine phosphorylation; peptidyl-serine phosphorylation. The transcript is spliced from 5 exons. The record is from RefSeq and is a predicted model, not a curated record.